AUGCUUCACGAUCAUCAGCAGACUCCUCGUCGAAUCAACAGCCUCACAAUGCGAAUCAAAGCUGCAACCAUCGCCUUGUUCCUAGUACAGCUGUACACACAAGCACUGAUGCGUUUCAAGAAUCAUUGGGUCAAGGACAACACCGGCUGGGAUCUGCCUCAGGCCUUACUGUCUUUAGACUUCGGUCGAGUGGACGAAUUCGAUCAAUUGGCGGGAAUUGCGAGCGAUCCAACUGGUUCUUCAAUCCUUUCCGACCCUCCGCCAAACCACUGUUCUCAUCCGCACCGACAACAAGACGGCCCAAUUGUACAUCAACAAACAAGGCGGGACUCGUUCAGUUUCACUGAGUUCCUUAGCAACGUCGAUCUGGGAACAGUGCCUGGCACGACAACUUCGGAUUCAAGCACAACAUAUAGCCGGGGUAGACAAUGUGACAGCGGAUCGGGCGUCUCGACAUUUCUACAUCAAGAACCAUUGGCAGAUUCUACCACAGACAUUCAACCAAGUUAUUCAACUGAGAUGGGGACCUCACGACGUCGACCUUUUUGUGGAUCGAACGAACUUCCUGCUCCCUCGUUAUGUAACAUGGAAAACCGACCCGCAGGCGUGGGCGACGGAUGCCCUCUCAAUCUCUUGGACCACGUGCAACAACCCCUUCAUCCAUCCACCUUGGAAUCUAAUACUGCCGGUGCUACGCAAGAUCAAGGACGAACGGAUAACAGCGACGGUGGCAGUUCCGUAUUGGGAGAGCGCCAUUUGGUUUCCGUUGAUCCAAUCGAUGGCAGUCGAUCCUCCUCUGCUUCUCGACCCAGCUCGCCACACUCAAACAACUUUCCGCUCCACUCCUUGGCCGUGGAUGAAUCCACACUGGCGACUAUCCGUUUGGAGACUCUCAGGCGCAGGUUUGAAUUAAAUGGGUUUUCGGUGACGGCGGCGUCGCGUCAGGCAGCUGAACUGGUUCAAGCAUCCACGGCUAGGACGUAUCAACGAGCACAGUACCUGUUCAUCCAUUGGGGGCGCCACUUUAAAGUCGAUUUGAAUCGUUAUUCUGUAGCACAGUUGAUCGAGUUUUUGGAUUUAGCCACGGAUACUGGUUUUGCUGCAACGACUAUUCUCCUGUUUAAGUCGGCGGUGUUAGUUUUCCACUGGGAUGCAGACGCUAUUGCCGCCGCGCGUGAGCUACGCGACUUUCUCACUCGUCUCAAACGAAAAGCUCCCCCUGUACAUAUGAAUCGCCCUCCCAUGGACCUCUCACCUUCUUUGGAUUUUGUUCAAGCAAUACCAUCUGGGCCGACCAUGACACUUCCUCUCUUGUCGAAGAAGUGUGCUUUUCUUCUCGCUGCCGCUGCCUUCCUUCGCCCUUCUGAUUUGCAUUGGAUUUCACUUUCUGACUGCCGUGUCACUGAGGAGGGCAACCUGCUUCUGGUUAUUAUCGCACCCAAAGAAACUCGGCAAGGUCGGCGCAUUUGUAAGGAACUUCUGGUCCAUCCACUGCCCAAUGAUCCCUCUUCGUGUCCAGUUCAAGCUUACUGUGCCCUUAUGGACCAUCCUUCGCAUGUUGGCACUUCCUCUCUCUUUGUCAACAGCCGGGAUCCUUCGGCGGCGUUGGCGGCGACUACGUUGUCAUCAUAUUUGCGUUCUGUCCUCCAUUUGUCUCCUUCGGCCACUACGGGAUCAAGGCUCCCAUCGAUUCGUUCUGCUGCUUCGGACAAGGCUUUGCGCACUAGUGUUUCCUUAGACUAA
Molecule: messenger RNA, 1743 nt
Organism: Zychaea mexicana
Lineage: Eukaryota; Fungi; Mucoromycota; Mucoromycetes; Mucorales; Lichtheimiaceae
Exons: 2
Coding region: 1-1743 (580 amino acids)
Source: RefSeq, a predicted model, not a curated record